Messenger RNA from Cladocopium goreaui, 1845 nucleotides. NCBI's taxonomy places the organism in Eukaryota, Dinophyceae, Suessiales, Symbiodiniaceae. The record is from the annotation of a GenBank genome assembly.
AUGGCGCAGACCGUGGUGGGUGCUGCUUUGCUGGGUGCUGCAGGCACCGCUUUCUUGGCCUCUCCAGGAUCUCCAGGGCCUGUGAGCCAAACCGCUCCCAGCCUGCGCGGCACAGCGCCAGGCAACCCUGGCAGUGCGGGCAGUGCUGGUGUGGCCGGCACUGCAGCUCUGGCCAGCUUGGCAGGCGUUGCCAUGGCAGCUGCUGCCGGACGAAGGAGCGGAGCCACCAGCUGCAACGCUGCUGCUGUGAAGAAGAAGGGCGCGAAGGUGGUCCACGGCAAGGAGAUUCCAUGGAACCUGUUCUCCCCCAAGGCACCCUACCAGGGCAAGGUUGUUGAGAACGACUUCCACCCGCAGACUCUGACGGAGCCAACUGGUGAUGCCAACUGGGAGACCACCCAUGUGACCUUCGACCACGGUGGCAAGGUGCCUUACAUCGAGGGGCAGUCCAUUGGUGUUAUCGCGCCUGGCCCUGACAAGAAGGGCGAGCAGCCAGCCAAGAUCCGUUUGUACUCCAUCGCCUCCUCUGCUGUGGGAGAUGAUCAGACCUCCAAGACUGUGUCUUUGUGCGUGAAGCGAGUGGUGGAGUUGGAUGGCAAGUUCAGCAACCGAGCAAAGGGAGAGGACAAGCCUGACAAGGCAGGCACCGCUUUCCCAGACAACGAGGUCUACCGCGGAGUUUGCUCCAACCACAUCUGCGACAUGACACCAGGAGACGAGGUGCUCAUCACAGGCCCCACCGGUGCAGAGAUGUUGUUGCCAGAGGACCCGGAGGCCAACAUCAUUAUGCUUGCCACAGGCACGGGCAUUGCACCCAUGCGUUCCUACUUGAGGUUGCUUUUCCACGACAAGGCCGGUGCUGCCGCCGACGGAGGACGCAAGUUCAAGGGUAUUGCUUGGCUCUUCAUGGGUGUGCCAUAUUCCAAGUCCCUGCUGUAUGACGACGAGCAUCAGACCUACAAGAAGGAGUACCCAGAUCAGUUCCGCUAUGACUACGCCGUGAGCCGUGAGGACAAGAAUGCGGCUGGACAGAAGAUGUACAUCCAGACCAAGAUGGCCGAGUAUGCCGAAGAACUCUGGGAGAUGAUGCAGGACGAAAAGACCCAUGUCUACAUGUGCGGCUUGAAGGGUAUGGAGAGCGGCAUGGCCGAGUGCUUCGGCCCUAUUGCCGAGAAGAACGGCAUCGUUUGGACCGAGUUUGCCAAGGCCAUGAAGAAGGCUGACCGCUACCACGUCGAUCCCAUUCGUCCCCUCCCCGAAGGGCACAGAGAUCAUGGCAGACCCAUUGUCCUACCGGAUCCAGCCUUCCACGCAUGGGCAAGGCUGGACCUGCUGCGGCCUGCGCCAGUGGAGCAUGCUGGACCUAGCAGAUGCGCUUUGCUCCUGAAGUUGGCACGUUGUUUCUUGCGAGCUGAUCCUGCCCACGACUUUUCGAUGGACCCUGCACGGGCAGUGCGGUGCUGUGAGCAGGUGAAGGAGAAUGACCUUCAUGGUGCAUGGAGAGCGGAAACAACAACCCUGAAGGAAGAGGCGAAGAAUCUCCUUCCGCAGACAAAGCCGCUGUGGGAAGAAGGAGAUCGCAGCCACUUGAUCCCAAGCAAUGAGGACCCAUUGCAUGGGACAGCACCUUCCAGGAGCCCAAAGUUACAAAAGAUGCCAGCAUCGGCCAGCAGUGUCCGUCGAGCUGGGGGAAGCGCAUGGCACAAAGAGCGAGCCAAUGAUAAGACGAUCUACUGCUUGGAGCUCAACUCCGUUCAGACGUUCAACAUGCUGGAUACGACCCUGACCGAUGACCUAUUCUUCGCGAUGGAUGCCAUCAAAGAAGACAGAAUGAGACGGACGUAG